UAUAGCCCGAAUGUCGUGUUCUCCUAUAGUUAAACCGAUAAAAGAGACAUUUUUGACAGUUCACCCCUAAUGUUUCAACCGACAUAGAUCGCAUUUAUUUGUAUUAUGGACUUCGUCACAUUCGAGAAACGAUACUUGAGAGUUACUAAACGGUUCGGCCAAUGGGCAGGGAUAUGGCCUGAUCAAAAUAAAUGUGUAAAGUGCAUAGCGUGGUUCCUCCUUUAUCUCGAAAUGGUGUCAAUUACAAUUGUUCAGAUAACAAAAAUCGUGUACGAAAAGACUGUAAGCGCUUUCUUAGACGAUGUGCCCCUACUAGGCGCAAGUUUUAUAUUUUUCACUAAACAUGGAAAUUAUGUUCUCAAUGCAGCAGAGUUCAAGUGGCUCUUAAAGGGCAUGUAUCAGGACUGGACUGAUAAUCGAUCAGACCACGAAAUCGCCAUUAUGACGAAAUAUGUGAAAAGGGGUGCUUUGCUUACGAUGUUUUAUUUAGCGAACGCAGUUGUCUGCACUAUCCUGUUCCUGCAAGUACCAUGGACAGUGCGUCUCAUAGCAAAGCUGAAAUCUUAUAACACGACGCCGAUGAUAUAUAUUGUACCGACCUACUAUUUUGUCGACGAAGCCGACAUUUUUUACGUUGCUCAAUUGCAUGGCAGCCUGGCUAUAAUAUCUGUGCUCAUUGUGUACGGAGCUUGCGACACGAUUUUCACGAUCAUCGUACAACACGCUUGCGCAUUAUUGGCUGUAGCUGGAUAUCGGUUCAAACACAUCGAGCCCUCUUCAUCCAACGCUGCUAAAAACUCGGAGAAACAGAUGACACGUAUUGAAAGAGUACACUUUUCCAUACAAGCACAACAGCGAGCUAUAAAGUAUGUCGAGGAAAUAGAAAAUACACAUGCUACAUAUCUUUUCUUAUGCAUAGGCCUAGUGGUUUGCUGCUUUAGUGUUACAUUAGUACAGGUGGUCACUAUGGACGUUAACGUGGAGUUUUACAAAGUAUGCAGCUUUUUGAUCGCGCAGUUAAUGCAUCUAUUUUACCUAACGAUUCAAGGCCAGUUCGUGGAAAAUGGUUGUGACAAUCUUUACAAUAGCAUCUACAAAGGAUUGUGGUACAACGCAAACGCGAAAACACAAUUACUGUAUGUUUUAGCGUUACGGAGAAUGUUAAAACCAAUUCGUUUGACAGCCGGUGGAUUGCUAAAUAUGAAUAUGCAAAGCUUUUCGGAAGUAAAAUGUGAUACUGUCUGUACGAAGUGGAUUGUGUUUUCCUAUAUUUAAUAGAGAUUACUGUUUACAGGUGAUAAAGGCAUCUGUUUCAUAUUAUACAGUACUGAGAUAAAUGUGUAAAAUAAAAUGAUCGAAAUUCUGAUGCUCCAUAAGUCAGAAUGAUGAUACAUUUACAUUAUCGUUGAAGGACAGGCCAAUGAAACGCUUUUCAUAGUGUUUAAAUUAACAACAAAUUAAUGUUCGUAAACAAUUACAAAGGUAAUUCUUCUAGCCUACAGAAAUUUUUAAAUGGUAGCAAACAUGUGCGUAAUUAUUGUUAUCGUGCUUUACACACAUUAUUCGGUAUUUAUGAAUUUCGUUGUAAUUACAUACCUAGAGCAAUACGGAUUGUGAGAAUAUAUUGUCUUAAAUAUGUUAUCAGCACUUUUUCAUCAAUAAAUAUAUA
Molecule: messenger RNA, 1669 nt
Organism: Ceratina calcarata
Lineage: Eukaryota; Metazoa; Arthropoda; Insecta; Hymenoptera; Apidae
Exons: 8
Coding region: 106-1275 (389 amino acids)
Biological process (GO): sensory perception of smell; detection of chemical stimulus involved in sensory perception of smell
Cellular component (GO): plasma membrane
Molecular function (GO): odorant binding; olfactory receptor activity
Source: RefSeq, a predicted model, not a curated record